Molecule: messenger RNA, 2997 nt
Organism: Microdochium trichocladiopsis
Lineage: Eukaryota; Fungi; Ascomycota; Sordariomycetes; Xylariales; Microdochiaceae
Exons: 4
Coding region: 95-2872 (925 amino acids)
Source: RefSeq, a predicted model, not a curated record
GCCGUCUUCGAUAUCGCUCCUCCUCCUCACGACCGCCUCUUCCUGCGAAGCCCUCUCCUCCCGGGCUACUUGCAGGCACGCUCCCCACGAUCGAAUGGACUAUACACACAAUGGCACAGGAAAGCACAGGACCCGGGCAUCGCGCCCUCCACGCACAUCCUCCGAGUCCCACCGAAGCGAUUGGGACCCUGCCGACGGCUUCGAGCACGGCUCCUUACCCACACGAGAACGACGCCGCAGCAGCCAGACAAAGGUCCUAGAUGAUGGCCGCAAGUCCAAUUACUACCCGCCCACAAGCUCACGGCCCAGACGAGCCUCUGAUGCUCUGCCAGGCCGGGCUCAAGACCCUAUGCCGCUUACACCGCAAUCUGCUGGUCAUAGGUCAGGUCGCGCAGCUACAGGCUCCCGAAGUCGGGCCCCUGUGGGCAGCAUUCGGGCACCCUCAGCACCACGGCGGGUCGUUGAAGAAGAGGACGAUUCCUCCGAGGAGGAAGAGGAAGACGAUGAAGAUGAGUCCGAGGACUUUGAAGAUAUAGAUGAUGAUGAUGCCGUCAAUGUUCUUCCUCGAUCACGGGCAGCCUCAAGAGCGGCGUCACAACUUCGACGCGGCAUCCCGCCACACCCCCGGGACGAAAGUCCCAGCACUGAAGGGGGCGGGGACACAGAUCUGUCAGAUGAUAGUGCCCAUCCGCUGAAAACACCUGCUGUGCGCUCACGAGCAGUAUCCCGGGUAAAAUCAUCAAGGCGACCCUCCCGGUCCGAAUUUGAUGCCGACCCAGACUCCGAUUCCGAUGACGAGUCCAGUUCAGACAUCUCCUCAGAAUCCGAUGUUGCCCUACGUAAAUCGCGGAGAACUACACCCCAACGCAAACAGAUCGAGAGUGCUCCGAUCCCCGUGGUGUCGGAUCUCGUCCGGACGCAGAAGACCACACCAGUCAAGAAGCGGCUCAAGUCUGCUCAGGACUUGGAUGACGAACUGGAAGACGAUUCGUCAUCCUUGCUCGAGCGUGACACGACGCGUGACCUAGAUCGACUCAGAUCCCGACAACAGCUCCCAGAGAUACACAUCGCCAAUCACAUCUCUCCGACGAGAGAGCAUCGUAGGCACCACUCUGACCCAAAGAGACCUGUACGCGGACAAAACUAUUCUCCGCAGCGCAAAUCUGGAACCAGACGUGGCCCAGCGUCGCCAAAGGUUUAUUACUCUUCCCAGUCAUCUGCGAACAACCUCCACCGGUCUCACACUGCGCCAAGCUCAUACGUGACUUCUCGCAGCGCACCAACCAGGCGCAGCAACUCGACCAGACGGUCCUCCAGUUGGAUUGAGCCUCAGCAGACAUUGCAAGCUGUUCCACGCCAAAGACAUGCAAGAUCGAAAUGUUUAAGUUGCGGAACGCCCGAAUAUCUCUCUGAGAAGCUUGCCUGCCGGCAUCGACUUUGUUCUCACUGCCUGCGCACCAUCUUCCGGGAUGCAGAUCCUAUAUCGCCCCCCAUUUGUCCCUGCGGGCGGCUUAUAAGCACGGAAGCUGUGGACUCUGCCAUGAUACCCAAAGACAAGAAGUCUUGGAACAGGCGCUAUGCCAAGCACAUUGCUCACACCCGUCGAUUUUGCCCCAUCGACUUCUGCGGCGUCUGGAUACCACCGGAUCUAUUUGACCAGCACCAGCGGACAGGGCGGUGUCCCCAAUGCACAAUUCAAGUGUGCUUGACAUGCAACCUAAACAUGAAACUUCACAAGAGAAAUCGUGGCUGUCCCGGAUUAGAUGCACAAACCAUGGAGCAUCUCGAAGAGGUGCGGAAUCAUCCUCAGCGCUUUUGCCGCGAAUGCGAGUGCAGCGUCCAGCUCAGCGAGGACGAUCGCCUGGCGGAAUGCCACAAGUGCCACAAGCAGACUUGUGCAGCCUGCGACAAAGAAUGGAGAUCAUGCGACUGCCCAUGGUUCGUUGAUGGACUAAAACCGGAGCGCCUCGCGACCCAUCCUGCAGCGAAAGUCCCAGUGUUAGAACCACAAGUCCCCGAAGCACCACCUAUCUUGCCGACGUCGCGGAACAGGAGAAUGUCAUCUUCUGGUCGCACCAACCGGAGCCGUGCAAGUCAGCAUCACGAGGAAACGCGUCGUCGUCGCAGACAUGAUCGGACAGAACCAGCCUUCAGCCAACAGAUUUUGUAUGACGAGCCCGAAGAAGACUAUGGCGGCGUUGUAGGCAUUAGCAACACCCCAGGUCAUUUCAUGAACGACAAUUACCGACGAGGGCAUGAGUCAAUUGUUGAGCCGCCAUCUCCACCACUUCCGCACCCCGGUGUUCCCUUUGACAGAAUCGAGGCCGGAGCCAAUUAUAUAUCCGGGGUCAAUCGGGCCCGGGGUGUGAAUGGACGCGUAGGCUCCAUGGAACGCCUAGCUGAGCGUUUUUCGGACCAGAGGAAUGGUGGGAGCCCUGGACAUCGGUCCUAUGGCCCAGUGCCAAUGCAGCCAUCACCAUCUGUCCCAAGAAUUAUGGCUCCAUCGACAACUAUGAUGAUGCCAAUGUCCGGCCCGCCUGCUCCUACACUGCGAAGGCACCAUACCGUCGACGAAGAGCUGUCGAGCCCGCGCAUGCAACCGAUUGAGCGCACACCGAUGCGUCGGCGCACCAAUGAUUUCGUGGACGACAUUGAAUGGCCAUCACCCUCGAGUCAUUCCACAAGGAGUCAGCAGAGCCGCCGCCGCGAGGCUGAGAUUGCACGUGCCGAAUCGCCCCUCGACGACAACACCAAUGCCGUACAGCAAGCUGGCUUGUCAGGCGAGGGACGUGGAGCUGACAGAGUCGAUGAAUGGCGUCGACAUGUCCUUGUCGCACCCGAACGUCGAAGUUCUGUGACGGCUCAAGGUUGAUGCAGCUUUGCAGGUCCUGCAGGGCAAUGGGUUCUCGCUGGUACCCUGACACUCUUUUGGGAGCCUUUGCAUCACAAGCAACAACAAAAACCAGCGGCAAAGGCGACAAGGACGGCAUAAGACGA